UUUUCGGAUGCGAAGGAGGAGGAGCUUAUCCGCGGCUUCAGGGUGGUGCGCACAGAGACAGCUGAGCUCGUGUUUGACGCGCCUGGGGAGUACACUGUGCCAGAGAAGGCUGCUCCCAAGCCCACGGCGGCGGCGCCGGCCGAGGGGCCGCGGGGGGAGGAGGGCACGGAGGCGGCGGCGGCGGCGGCAGUGGGAGGAGUUGGCGCGGCAGCCGGAGCUGGGCCGGGUGGGGAGGAGGACGAGGCGCGGGAAGCGGCGCGGCGGCUGACGGCGGCGGUGUUUUCGGCGGCGGGGGGCGCGGGCGCGGGCGGAAGCGCUGCCGCGGCCGCGGGCGCGGGGCCGGGUGGGGAGGAGGGUGAGGCGCGGGAGGCGGCGCGGCGGCUGACGGCGGCCGUGUUUUCGGCAGCGGGCGGCGCGGGCGCCGGCGCGGGCGCUGGCGGCGGCGCCGGGGCCGGUGGGGAGGAGGGUGAGGCGCGGGAGGCGGCGCGGCGGCUGACGGCGGCCGUGUUUUCGGCGGCGGGCGCCAAGUGA
Messenger RNA from Monoraphidium neglectum, 531 nucleotides. RefSeq lists its product as hypothetical. The record is from RefSeq and is a predicted model, not a curated record. NCBI's taxonomy places the organism in Eukaryota, Viridiplantae, Chlorophyta, Chlorophyceae, Sphaeropleales, Selenastraceae. The transcript has a single exon. The annotation marks the transcript as partial.